Molecule: messenger RNA, 5695 nt
Organism: Oryctolagus cuniculus (rabbit)
Lineage: Eukaryota; Metazoa; Chordata; Mammalia; Lagomorpha; Leporidae
Gene: EPHA3
Product: EPH receptor A3
Biological process (GO): axon guidance; ephrin receptor signaling pathway; protein phosphorylation
Cellular component (GO): plasma membrane; dendrite
Molecular function (GO): protein binding; transmembrane-ephrin receptor activity; ATP binding
Source: RefSeq, a predicted model, not a curated record
AUCUCCAGUGUCAAACUUGACAUCAGCCUGCGAGCGGAGCAUGGUAACUUCUCCAGCAAUCAGAGCGCUCCCCCUCACAUCAGUGGCAUGCUUCCUGGAGAUAUGCUCCUCUCACUGCCCUCUGCACCAGCAACAUGGAUUGUCACCUCUCCAUCCUCCUCCUGCUCAGCGCCUCUGUUCUCCACUGCUUCGGGGAACUGACUCCGCAGCCUCCCAAUGAAGUCAAUCUACUGGAUUCAAAAACAAUUCAAGGGGAGCUGGGUUGGAUCUCUUAUCCAUCACAUGGGUGGGAAGAGAUCAGUGGUGUUGAUGAACAUUACACACCCAUCAGGACUUAUCAGGUGUGCAAUGUCAUGGAUCACAGUCAAAAUAACUGGCUGAGGACAAACUGGGUCCCCAGGAACUCAGCUCAGAAGAUUUACGUGGAGCUCAAAUUCACAUUACGGGACUGCAAUAGCAUCCCAUUGGUUUUGGGAACUUGCAAGGAGACUUUCAACCUGUACUACAUGGAGUCUGACGAUGAUCACGGGGUCAAGUUCCGGGAGCAUCAGUUUACCAAGAUUGACACCAUUGCCGCCGAUGAAAGUUUCACUCAAAUGGACCUUGGGGACCGCAUUCUGAAACUCAACACGGAGAUUAGAGAAGUGGGUCCUGUCAACAAGAAGGGAUUUUACUUGGCUUUUCAAGAUGUUGGUGCUUGUGUCGCCUUGGUGUCUGUGAGAGUGUACUUCAAAAAGUGCCCAUUCACAGUGAAGAAUCUGGCGAUGUUUCCAGACACAGUGCCCAUGGACUCCCAGUCCCUGGUGGAGGUGAGGGGCUCUUGUGUCAACAAUUCGAAGGAGGAAGAUCCUCCCAGGAUGUACUGUAGUACGGAAGGCGAAUGGCUUGUACCCAUAGGCAAGUGCUCCUGCAAUGCUGGCUAUGAAGAAGGAGGCUUCAGCUGCCAAGCUUGUCGACCAGGCUUCUACAAGGCUUCAGACGGGAACUUGAAGUGCGCCAAGUGCCCACCUCAUAGUUCUACUCAUGAAGAUGGUUCAGUGAACUGCAGGUGUGAGAAUAAUUACUUCCGAGCAGACAAAGAUCCUCCAUCCAUGGCUUGUACCCGACCUCCAUCUGCACCAAGAAAUGUUAUCUCUAAUAUAAACGAGACCUCCGUUAUCCUGGACUGGAGUUGGCCCCUGGACACAGGAGGCCGGAAAGAUGUUACCUUCAACAUCAUAUGUAAAAAAUGUGGGUGGAAUGUAAAACAGUGUGAACCAUGCAGCCCAAAUGUCCGCUUCCUCCCUCGACAGUUUGGUCUCACCAACACCACUGUGACAGUGACAGACCUCCUGGCACACACUAACUACACCUUUGAGAUUGAUGCCAUUAAUGGAGUGUCAGAGCUGAGCUCUCCACCAAGACAAUUUGCUGCAGUGAGCAUCACAACUAAUCAGGCUGCACCAUCACCUGUCAUGACAAUUAAGAAAGAGCGAACAUCCAGAAAUAGCAUCUCUUUAUCCUGGCAAGAACCUGAACAUCCCAAUGGGAUCAUAUUGGACUACGAGGUCAAAUAUUAUGAAAAGCAGGAACAAGAGACAAGUUAUACCAUUUUGAGGGCAAGAGGCACAAAUGUUACCAUCAGUAGCCUCAAGCCUGACACUACGUAUGUUUUCCAAAUCCGAGCCCGAACAGCAGCUGGAUAUGGGACCAACAGCCGCAAGUUUGAGUUUGAAACUAGCCCAGACUCUUUUUCCAUCUCUGGUGAAAACAGCCAGGUGGUGAUGAUCGCCAUCUCAACGGCGGUAGCAAUUAUUCUCCUCACUGUCGUCAUCUAUGUUCUGAUUGGGAGGUUCUGUGGCUACAACAAGUCAAAGCACGGUGUAGAGGAGAAGAGGCUGCACUUUGGGAAUGGGCAUUUAAAGCUGCCGGGUCUCAGAACUUACGUGGAUCCACAUACUUAUGAAGACCCAACCCAAGCAGUACAUGAGUUUGCCAAGGAAUUGGAUGCCACCAACAUAUCCAUUGACAAAGUUGUUGGAGCAGGUGAAUUUGGAGAGGUAUGCAGUGGUCGCUUAAAACUCCCUUCGAAAAAAGAGAUUUCAGUGGCCAUCAAGACCCUGAAAGUGGGCUACACAGAAAAGCAGAGGAGGGACUUCUUGGGGGAAGCAAGCAUUAUGGGACAAUUUGACCAUCCCAAUAUCAUUCGACUGGAAGGAGUUGUUACUAAAAGUAAGCCAGUUAUGAUUGUCACAGAAUACAUGGAGAAUGGUUCUUUGGACAGUUUCUUACGGAAACAUGAUGCCCAGUUUACAGUUAUCCAGCUGGUGGGGAUGCUGCGAGGGAUAGCAUCUGGCAUGAAGUACCUCUCGGACAUGGGCUACGUUCACCGAGAUCUUGCCGCUCGGAACAUCUUAAUCAACAGCAACUUGGUCUGUAAGGUUUCUGAUUUUGGACUUUCACGUGUUCUGGAAGAUGACCCAGAAGCUGCUUAUACAACGCGGGGAGGCAAGAUCCCAAUCCGCUGGACGUCACCAGAAGCUAUAGCCUACCGCAAAUUCACAUCAGCCAGCGAUGUGUGGAGUUACGGGAUUGUUCUCUGGGAGGUGAUGUCUUAUGGAGAGAGACCAUACUGGGAGAUGUCCAAUCAGGACGUAAUUAAGGCUGUGGAUGAGGGCUAUCGCCUACCACCCCCCAUGGACUGCCCAGCUGCCUUGUAUCAGCUGAUGCUGGACUGCUGGCAGAAAGACAGAAACAACAGACCCAAGUUUGAGCAGAUUGUCAGCAUCCUGGACAAGCUCAUCCGGAAUCCCGGCAGCCUGAAGAUCAUCACCAGUGCGGCAGCAAGGCCAUCAAACCUCCUUCUGGACCAAAGCAAUGUCGACAUCACUACCUUCCGCACAACAGGUGACUGGCUUAAUGGUGUCCGGACAGCACACUGCAAGGAGAUCUUCACAGGCGUGGAGUACAGUUCUUGUGACACCAUAGCCAAGAUUUCCACAGAUGACAUGAAAAAGGUUGGUGUCACCGUGGUUGGGCCACAGAAGAAGAUCAUCAGUAGCAUAAAAGUUCUAGAAACACAAUCAAAGAAUGGUCCAGUUCCAGUGUAAAGCACCCAUUCUGGAAUGAAGUGGUGGCUGUAGAAGAUGUAGCAUCCCUCUUCAGAACACAGAUGAUAAUCCUGGAGAUGUUGGUGGAAGUUCCAAGUUCAAUGAGACACUCAGAUAUGAGUACAAAUGCCUUAAAAUCAAACUGAAAAACUCUUUAUUUUCCCUUAUCAUUUAGUGGAUGGGUUGAGGGGGGGAUUUUGCUUUGUAAUUGCUUUUUUUUAAAAAAAAUAGUUAAUGUGUUAAAUUAAAAUUCUUCAGCGCAAAAUAGUGAAGAACUAGCGUAGAGCCAUUGAUCCAAACUAUCAUCAAAACAAAACAAGGGAAAUACAAAAGGGACACAGUGGCUUUGUUUAUGAACAGCCACAAAAAAAAAGACUUGCGAUAUUUUUAUACAAAGAAGAAAUCUGCAACAAGUAUUUUGUUUCUUUAAAAGCAAGCAAAAUGGAGGAAUUUAUACCUCAAAUUAUCUGGCCAUAUUUACUACCUUAUCAUUUUAUUACUCUCUUUUAUCUGUUUAAAGCAUAUAGAGAUGACAUUUGUAAGUCUUUUAAGUAUUACACACUUUUUAAUUGUUAGUUUCCUUAAGAAUAUCAUGUAAAAAAUGUGUCUUAAUUUUUUAAAGUGCAUAUUUAUUUUCUUUUGAAUUGUUUUUUGUUGUUUUAUAUUUAUGCCUUGAAGGUUUAAUUUGGAUUUGUUACAGCCAAGUGCCAAAUGCUCUCGCAAAUUAUCAACACUAGAAAACAUGUUUACCUAGAUAAAAAACAAGUUUGAACUAUCUACAUUUAUGUUUUUUGAAAAAUUAAAUACUUUCCCUGUUUAUUUGCCUGUCAAAUCUCUCACAGUCUGAAUUAGCCCAUUCUUUGUUGUCUCUCCAUUUAUUAUAAAUUGUAUGCUUCUAAUUUAGUGUAAUAUAUUUGCUUAUAAGUAAUGGAUUUUUAAUCAGAUGACUUGUCUUUCCUGCUCUGGUGCUGAGAGACCACCAACUCCCCCAUUCAGGAAGGAGCCAUGGCAAAGCUCCUGAGAAUAAUGACACUGGAAAGAAUUGGAAUCCUCUGUAGAUUGUUGUGUUAGUUGAUAACACAGCAUGUAGGCCAAUGCAUGAGUCAAAAAAAAAAAACUUGCUCAUCGACUUUGAAAAGUCAGUUAACAUCUUCUUUAGUUAAAAUGGCUAAGCUGUUUAUAGAAAUGAGGACAGCUAAACUACCCAUUUAUAUCACUGUGGUUUAGGUUAGUUAAUUAAACAUUAUGAGCAUCAAUAUCAGGUAUCAUUAUCUUUAAGAGUCUUCCUCUUAAUGUGCCUACUGUAAAUUUGAUAUAUCACUUAACAGACUUGAACUUCUUUGCAUUUAUUGGACAUAUUACUUUCAAAAUAGCUUGUCAUCUAGCAAAUGGCUCGAAGUCUGUAGGCAUUGGAGGGAUGUUUAACUACAGGGAUUUAGACUUACUGUUACAUAAAGGCAAACUAUGAGCAUGUUCAUUAAUACUGGAAAUAAUGUUCUGGUGGAGCUCUAGCUACUAAUGUAUUCUGAAGCAAGAUCUUAGCUCUAUAUAUACUCUUUCUAAUGCUGAUAUGAUCAUGUCAUGAGUAUGAGAAAUGCAUAUGUCAAAAGAAUAGAAUGGAUGAAACAAUGCUGCAAUUUCUGUGUUCUUAUGCAAAAUGGAACACUAAUGAAAAACAGCUUGCAAUCACAGAUAAUAAUUCACAAGUGCUAACUGUUGUAGUGUUAGUGUAAUAAGGCAUAGAUUGUAUCCUUUCUAAUAUGAGAUUGUUUCUCAAAAUUUGGCAAUACUAUAGUCAGAUCAUGCUACUAGAAUUCUAUAUUGGAUAUAUAAUAAUUAUAUGAACUUUUAAGAAAGAUACAUGUGAUUAAUAAAUUAGUUGCAAAUUUCACUUCAGUCUGCUAGAAGCAGCUGGAAAAAAAAUUCUUUUUUCAAAUCAAGUACUUUGUGUUUUAGAAUGAGAUUGAAAUCUGGCUUCAAUCUUAUUCCCAGACUAGUGUUCCUUUCUUAGCUACUAUUCCAAGAAUAAUAAACAAAAUCUGUUCAUUCCAAAAACUAAUACAAAUUGAGGGUGUUGAAUUUAUUUCACUUAUUUUGGCUGUGGUUUUCAUUUGAACGUCGAGGCUGUAUACACAAUGCAUUGCUCUUCAUUGUUUCAGUAUUUUAUAUAUGACCUCUUAUAAAUUUACUUUAUACAAUUCUUACCAUGUAUAUAUGUAAACAACAGUGUACGAUUCUUAACUGUGGAGUAGAGGUACUAGAAUGCUUAUGGCCAUCUCAUUGUACAGGAAUUGCAUUGACUUUCAAUAAACGUGAACCCACAAUGCCUUCAUUAUGUUAUGUAACAUAUUACCUGUUUUGUAUCUUAAGUUUGAUUUACAUAUAUUAUUUAUUUCUGAUAACUCACUCUGUAUACUAAGGUUCACUUAAGCCAUCUAUAAACGUGAUAUGAUUGACAAUAUGUGUUAAACUUCCCUUUUCAAAACAUUACUCAUUUAGUUUAUGUUGUGCAAUGUAGAUGGCCUCUUACUAAUGUAAAAUGAUUUGUAGUGGAAACAUUUAUAUUUUUAUAAUAAACAUAAUGAAAAUAUUUUUACAGAUUGGAA